Dipodomys ordii (Ord's kangaroo rat) is the source of this 913-nucleotide messenger RNA. Its product is annotated as centromere protein K-like. The record is from RefSeq and is a predicted model, not a curated record. NCBI's taxonomy places the organism in Eukaryota, Metazoa, Chordata, Mammalia, Rodentia, Heteromyidae. Gene Ontology annotation, biological process: mitotic sister chromatid segregation; kinetochore assembly. Gene Ontology annotation, cellular component: nucleus.
AAAAUCACCAAGAAUAUGUCUGAGGUUGAGCAAGAUCUAGAUCCAGAUAGUACUACAGGUACAGAAUUUGUUAUAGAUUCUGAAGAAGAACUUAUUAAAGAAUGUGAAGAACUCUGGAAAGAUAUGGAAAAUUGUCCGAAUAAAUGGUUGCUUAUUGGAACUGAGACACUCACCAAUUCAAAUGCACAGCUAUCAUUACUGAUGAUGCAAGCGAAAUGCUUGACUGCUGAAUUCAAGCAAUGGCAGAAUGAAACACCUGAAGUAAUUCCUCUGACUGAUGAUGUUCUAACUACAUUAGAGAAGGAAGAGUUACAAAAAUUGAAAAAUGAUCUUGAAAUUAUACUACUCACUAUUCAGUCCAAGAAUAAAAAGUUAAAGGAAGACUUUGCAAGAGAGCAGCAGUGGUUGGAUGAACAGCAACAAAUAAUAGACACUCUUACUACAACCCAAAGUGAACUGGAGAGUCAUAUUGAGGUGCAUUGUAAAUCGAGACUUGAAAUGACUAAUGAGAUGAAAGCUGAAAUACUCAUUAUAAAAGAAUUUAAGGAGAAACUCUUGAUUGCCCUGGGUGAAUUUCUUGAAUACUGUUUUCCUCUGCCUGGUGGAAAAACUAAAAGGAGAAAGACAAACGUUGAACCAACUGCACAGCUGAUAACAUUGAAUGAGAUAAUUGAGAUCCUUAUAAAUAGAAUAUUUGAUGUUCCACAUGAUCCCUAUGUCCAAAUUAAUGCUUCCUUUUGGCCACCUUAUAUUGAGCUGCUGCUGUGCAAUGGAAUUGCCUUGAGACAUCCUGAAGAUCCAAACCGAAUAAAAUUAGAAGCCUUUCAUCAGUAAAAGGAUGGUCUCUUUUCAUACUGUAAGGAAUCUUGUUAUCAAAGGAUAAAGGAAACAUAGUACUGUUUGAAUAAGUCAA